Molecule: messenger RNA, 2443 nt
Organism: Panicum virgatum (switchgrass)
Lineage: Eukaryota; Viridiplantae; Streptophyta; Magnoliopsida; Poales; Poaceae
Product: probable protein phosphatase 2C 37
Exons: 4
Coding region: 529-1950 (473 amino acids)
Biological process (GO): protein dephosphorylation
Cellular component (GO): cytosol; nucleus
Molecular function (GO): protein serine/threonine phosphatase activity; cation binding
Source: RefSeq, a predicted model, not a curated record
GUUGGAGAUGCUCUACCGGGAUAGAUAACGGAGUCAGGCUAGCCGCGCCGAAGCAGGCCGUCACGCACCGUCCAUCCUCAACCCGAAACGUAGCCGCCGCGCGCGCACGUCGCGGGGUCCGAGGUGCCAGGUUGCGCGCCGCGACAGGCCCCCACGCGGGACCACGCGCCCCCUGCACCUCCCGGGCCACGUGUCGCGGCGUCUCCACGUCGCGCCUCCUGGGUCCCUCCCGCCGCACAGCACACCGCCUGCUCCUCCGUCCACGCGACCGGCCGGGCCUCGCCCACGCCAGCGACCAGGACAGACAGGACACGCGACGACGCUGCCCAAAAGCUCGCGCCUCGCCUCCUUCCUUGCUCAGUCCCUCUCUCUCUUCCUCCAUCCGGUACGAUCCAUCCCCUCCCCCGGUCCACCCUCGACCGAGCUCCGACGACUCGGAUGGACUGCCCUGCUCUGCUCCGGGACGACUCUUCCUGCGCGUGACCGCCGGCCGGUAGUUGCCGGAAGGAGCGGCGGAUCCGAGUGGUGAUGGUGAUGGCCAGCACCGGCGUCAACAUGCCCUGCAGCGACAGGAACGUCGUCCCAGCAGCAGCAGCUUCGUCGACGUCGUCCUUCUCCUCCGCCGCGGGAUGCCGGAUGCGCAGCCGGCGGCGCCGCCUCGCGCCCCCGCCCGUGGCGGCCACGGCCGCGGGGUCCAGCGAGGGCGCCAGCGACGCCGCCGGCCCGAGCCGGGAGAAGCGCGUCCGGCCGGCGGCCUCCCCGGCUUCGUCGUCGUCACCGUCAGAUCGGGACAGCGACGGCGAGGAAGCGGAAGACGAAGCAGACGCCGAGGCGGAGGAGCUGCAGCCGCCGCCGCUCCCGCCUGCCGUGCCGCAGCUUCCCGCGGCCGCGGCGCAGGCGUGGCCGGUGGCGUUCGGGUCCCUGUCGGUGGCGGGGCGGUCGCGCGACAUGGAGGACACCGUGUCGCUCCGCCCGGGCUUCCACACCUGGGUCGACGGCUCGCCCAUGCACUUCUUCGGCGUCUUCGACGGCCAUGGAGGAUUCCAUGUGUCAGAGCUGUGCCGGGACCGGAUGCACGAGUUCCUGGCCGAGGAGCUCGCGGCGGAGGAGGCCGACUUGGCGCAGCGCCUGCGCCGCCGGCAGCAGCAGCCGGAGGCCGCGGCGGGGGAAGGGACGAGCGCCGGCUCCGGCGCCGGCUCCUGGGCGGUGAAGCAGCAGCAGCUGGAGGAGGAGCGCGCGUGGCGAGCAGCGCUGGAGCGGACGUUCCGGCGCGUGGACGCGAUGGCGUCGCUGGCGUGCGCGUGCGGCCGCAUCGUGAGCCCGCCGUGCCGCUGCCCGCUGUCGGGGAACUCGGGCAUCGUCGGCUCCACCGCCGUGGUGGCGCUCCUGGUCCGCGGCCGCCUCGUCGUCGCCAACUGCGGCGACUCCCGCGCGGUGCUCUGCCGCGGCGGCUCCCCGCCCGUCCAGCUCUCCGACGACCACAAGCUGCCGUGUCGUGUGAUGCAGCCAAACCGGCCGGACGAGCUGGCGCGGAUCCAGGCGGCGGGCGGCCGGGUGGUGUUCAACAACGGCCACCGCGUGCGUGGGAUCCUCGCCAUGUCGCGCGCACUAGGAGACAGGAUGCUGCGUCCUGAAGUGAUCGCCGAGCCGGAGAUCACCGUGACGGACCGGACGCCGGAGGACCAGUGCCUGAUCUUGGCGAGCGACGGGAUGUGGGACGCGGUGCCCAACGAGAUCGCCUGCUCCGUGGCGCGGCAAUGCCUGCAGGACGGGAACCCGGGCGGCGGCGCGGCAGCGACGGCAGGUGGCGAGGGGGCGACGGCGGCAGCAGGCCCGGAACCGGAGGCCCGGUGCUCCAACGCCGCCUCACUCCUCGUCAGGCUCGCGUUCGGCAGAGACAGCUGGGAUAACAUUAGCGUCGUCGUCAUCGAUCUGCAGCAGAGGGAGUAAAUUUGCAGCAGAGGGAGUAACUGAGUGAGUUAUCUAGGCUCCCUGACCAAACUCCCUGUGAUUGAGAGGAGGUGCAGUGGUCUAGACUGAACUUGGAAUGAUCUGGUUGGUUCUUCCGAUUCUAGAUUCUAGUUGUCGUUUUCUUUAUAUUGGGAGAGAAAGAAAGUGGAUGGAAUUAAGAUUGCUGUCCGCAAUGAAAAGGGAAAAAAGAAGCAAGAGCAAUUGUACAUAGUAUAUAUUUUGCUAUAUUUUUGCAUGUACGGUACCAGUAUUCUCAUUUAAGCCUGGAGGCUUCACCGCUGGAGAAGAGCAUUCUGAUUAGCUGCACUUCAUGUGGCAUCAUUGGUUUAUUAUGCUCUGCCUUCAACUGCUGCCUGCUGGAUAUUGAUCCGUUCUUAUAUUGUGCAGAGCAGUGUGAGGAUGUUUGGGGAUUUAUUUUCUUGAUUCAGUUCCUUUUUGUACUUAAUACCACAAGUCCAUAACCACAUCUCAA